AUGCCCCUCAUCUUGGACAAGGAGCCUACAGACGCUUUUGCAUUUUACAUCCUCGGAUUGUUCUUAUAUUGCGAGUGCUUUUCGUCCUACUUGGCUCCCGCCUUACAACAGCCGCCGACCGACGAGGCUGUUUUACGCGCCGCCGGGCGAGCACCCUUCAGCACCACAGUCCAUCCCGUCACCGGAGUCGCUACAACGCUGUGUCCCAUCCUCACCGAGAUCGGAUACUACUACCGUCGGGUAGUUGAGGGACAAGGCCACUCGUCUGAUCAUGAACGGCACUUGAGGCGACGACUCUUGGACUGGGAACCCCCAACGGGAAGCCCUGAUGAACCCCGGCUCCUUCAACUUGCGGAAGGCUACAGGGACAUCGGCGACAUCAUGUUGUAUCAGGCCCAGCGCAUCUCUACUCCGAUCGACCCCGUGGACGCUUCGAUCCUCAUGGAGAAGGGUCGGAACUCCCUGCAGCUUUCACGCAGCAGCGACUUCUAG
Messenger RNA from Fusarium keratoplasticum, 492 nucleotides. Its product is annotated as Zn(2)-C6 fungal-type domain-containing protein. Bases 1 to 492 code for a protein of 163 amino acids. The transcript is spliced from 2 exons. The record is from RefSeq and is a predicted model, not a curated record. Lineage: Eukaryota; Fungi; Ascomycota; Sordariomycetes; Hypocreales; Nectriaceae.